CCGGAUGGUGUUGAGCGAUGCCUCGCAAUUUUUAUUACGCGCGUCUUCAUUAAUAAUUAAAAUCGUUUGUAUAUUUAUCAGUGCCAAUGUUAUGCGGUCUCAUUUGUUCGUGUCGUUAGUUAUCAAUCUGUAAGAAUCUUGUGAAUGUUGAAACUCUAGUUGUCUGAGAUGAUGGAGGUUCACCAACCAAAACCGGAGCAUCUAGCAGUGCUGGAGUCCAAUUUCGGUCAUACUGGGUUCCGACCGAUGCAAUGGACCAUAAUUCGUUCUAUCGUCGAAGACCGGCGGGAUAAUUGUGUCAUCAUGGCCACCGGUUACGGGAAGUCGCUGACUUAUCAAUAUCCUUCGGUUUACCUUAACAAGCUAACGAUGGUGAUUUCACCCCUUAUAAGUCUGAUGGAGGACCAAGUCCUUUCUCUCAACCUCAGUAAUAUUCCAGCCUGUCUGCUUGGAUCGGCACAGCGAGCAAAUCCCCUGCCGGACAUAUUGGCCGGCAAGUUCCGGGUCGUUUAUCUUACUCCGGAAUAUGUCACAGGGGAUUCCGGUCGAAAUUUGCUUCAAAACGUUGUUAACCAGCUGGCCUUGAUUGCCAUCGACGAGGCGCAUUGCCUCAGCAAGUGGGGCCACGAUUUUCGCCCUGCCUACCGUGGCCUAGGAAUUGUGCGGAAGGUGUGUCCUCAGGUCCCCAUUUUGGCGGUUACAGCUACGGCUACGCCGCAUGUUCGCGAAGAUAUCGUGUCCAGCUUGGGGCUGAGAAACCCUCAGGUCCUGUGUACGGGAUUCGAUCGGGCCAACUUGACAUUUCAGGUUCGCAUGAAAGGCUCGCUCGGGGUAUGGGAAGACGUCAAGGGAUUGUUGAGCCGAAAUACGGAAGGUAGCAUCAUUAUCUACUGUCUGACCAGGAAGCAGACGGAAGAAAUAGUGGAACUGCUGCAAAGCCGUAAAAUCGAUUGCGAACCAUACCAUGCCGGUUUGUCGCUGAAUCAACGGCGAGAGGUUCACGAACGAUUUGUCCGUGACAAAAUUCAAAUUAUCGUGGCUACUAUCGCGUUCGGUAUGGGCAUUGAUAAGCCGGACGUGCGGCUGGUCAUCCACUAUGGUUGCUCCAAAGAUCUAGAAAGCUACUAUCAAGAGGCGGGUCGAGCCGGUCGGGAUGGUCAACCGUCUCGUUGUAUUAUGUUCUGGAGCAGAGCCGAUUUCAAGACUCACGAAUUCAUUCGGGAACACAGCUCUGGUGGGGUGCAGAAAAAUUUGGAGAGUUUGUCAAAAAAGAUGCACGAAUAUUUGGACACGCGAGACUGUCGACGUUUGUUCAUACUCAAGUACUUCGACGGAGACAAUGUUAAAAUUAAACCGCGCAAGAAUUGCUGUGAUAACUGUGACCGGCUCGAGUCCGGGGUCAAGGACAGCGAACGCUAUGAAGGAAUCGAUGAUGAGGGGCGUUAUGAUUUCACGAAAGAUACCGAACAUUUGCUGAAAGCAAUCGAAGCCUUCGGAGGUGGAACGGGCUUGGCACUACCAAUUGCAUUGUUACGCGGUUCCAAAGCAAAAAAACUUCAUGAAUCCUAUCUGAAAAACCCGCUUCAUGGAGUGGGUAAAUCGCGGGACGAAGAAUGGUGGAAGGCGCUGGCAGGGCUGCUCGAAAGAGAACAGUUUCUGCUCAAGGCAAAGAUUCCAAAUAACUUCAACAAGUUUGCCAUUAUUUAUAAAAUUCAACUCACCCCGUUAGCCAAACAGUGGCUCCAAAAAACUGAUCGUAAACUAUUGAUGAAACCGACCAAUGAAAUGUUCAAAUCAAUCCGGCUGAUCCGGGUCCAGCCACUCUACGAUACAUCAUCGUCGGACUUCCAAAGCCAACCACCAACGAGGACUGGUAGUGGUUUCGACCUAUUGCCCGUUCCAUCAGUCAGCGGUAGCACAAGUAAUGGAACGUCCAGUUCGAAGCUUUUGGAUCCGAUUGUCACUUCAAAGCCCGAUUUGGUUCAGGAUCUAGUGAAAACUUUGCUCAAAAAACGUUCCGAGCUGGCUACCGCCUACGAGUGUAUGCCGUACAUGAUCGCCUCCAACCAGGCUCUGCAUCAGAUGGCCACCAUUCGACCCCUCAAUCUGGAUGAAAUGAAAAAAGCGAAACUGGAUGGAUUUUCCGACAUCAAGAUUCAAAAGUUUGGCAAAGAAUUCUUAAUGUGUAUCCAGCAGAAGUUGAACUUUCUACCGAACGCUGCUAUCGGAAACGGUAUCAAUAACAAUAACAAUGAGGCUGGUGGAAAAUUACCAUUACAGGCCGCUUUACUCCGGCAUCCUUUGGCCAAGACAAAAUUUUCACCCACGCAGCACACCAGUUGGAAUCUUUGGAAUGAAGAGCGUUCGAUAGCCGACAUUGCCAAAUUCCGGAGCUUGUCAGAAUCAAGUGUGAUCACGCAUUUGACAGAGGCCAUCAAGCAUGGAUUUCCUUUUGGUUGGUCAGAUUUUGCCCGACUGAACAUCGAUCAAAAGCUGUUUCAACAUAUCAAAGCUAAUCUUCCGGAAAACGCCAGCUUACUGGAGGGAGGAUUCAAACUAACCGAUAUAAAAAACCGUUGUCUACCCCACAUUACCUUCGAUCAAAUCAAAGUUGUGCUGACCCACGUUCAGGUACGGAUUCAUCUGAAUAAUCUUAAUGUUAGCUUUGUCGAUCAUUUUCAAGAGUUUGGAGGAAAAGCAGAUUCCCAACCGGAAAAAACUCCGCCGAAGGAGAAUGAAGAUCUUUGGGGAGAGGACGACGAGGAUGAUGUUGCAGUUAUGGAGAGCAGCUUUGCCGAAAUGGAUCGCAUGUGUGAAAAAGCAAACGCCGGAGGCAGCGGAGAGCCAAAGAUAUCCUCGUCACAGAACGACUCCAGUAUUUGCAUUAUCGACGAUGAUGAUGAAGAAUUUGAUCUUGACGAAAUAGCUGCUCUAGAAAAGGCUGUUAUAAACGAUAGCACAAAUGUCGUUCACAGAAAGGACCUCUCACCAAACCAUCGACUACAUAACUCAUCUGAAUCACUAACCGCUGUAGUCGAAGGCGACCAAAAACAAAGGAUGAAUAGUAGCCCAGUAACGCAAUCAACUACACAACCGCGAACAAAAACAACGUUUAAAUCGCGUGCUAUUCUCUACGAAGACGAAGAUGAAGAGCAAAAACAGAUUGCACCAUGCAGUCCGGCUAAGCAACCUAAGCUGGAAGAACCGGAAGCGGUACCGAAGAACAUCUUUCGUUUUAAAACGGCUAGCAGCAGCAGCAGUAACAUCAGUAGUAGCUCCUCGACGAUGGUGGUCAACAAACGGAUCGUGUAUGAAGAUAGCGACGACGACGCCGAAGAGAGUGGUCCUGUAUUGCCCCGAAGGAAGUUCUGAAGUUGAAUAUCUGUACUAGUACUUGUUUGUUAUUCAUUUCCUAUAAAUGUUUUACUUUGA
Uranotaenia lowii is the source of this 3432-nucleotide messenger RNA. RefSeq names its product bifunctional 3'-5' exonuclease/ATP-dependent helicase WRN-like. The coding region runs from base 169 to 3372 and encodes 1067 amino acids. Gene Ontology annotation, biological process: double-strand break repair via homologous recombination; DNA replication; telomere maintenance. Gene Ontology annotation, molecular function: ATP binding; four-way junction helicase activity; nucleic acid binding. Lineage: Eukaryota; Metazoa; Arthropoda; Insecta; Diptera; Culicidae. The transcript is spliced from 3 exons. The record is from RefSeq and is a predicted model, not a curated record. Gene Ontology annotation, cellular component: nucleoplasm; nucleus; chromosome.